AUGGUUGGGCUGUCUUACAAGGUUUACUUGAUCAAAGACACGCCACAUGCCAACUCGAUCGCCAUGAAUCUAUCUGUGAUAUUUAAUCUCGCGGCUUCGAUGGGCAACUUGCAUGAGAUACGUGUCACUCUAUCCUACGGAGCGUUCGGCUUGACUGAGAGACACCCUCUGGCCGGCAUAUCAGAUUUCCAAAGCACGCAGAGAUACUUUCCCCUCAAACGAGCAACAGAUCCCUCGCAAUAUUCCUUGGGCAGGACGUUCUUGCAAGAAGCAUACGUGACUGCGGACUACAGCGAUGAUGCGCGUAAUCUCACAAUCGCACCAGCACAAUUCCCCACCAACACCGCGACCAUGAACAUCACAACCGUAUAUCCUGCGCCAAAGCAUCGUGGAGAUACGGGAUUGAGUGCCGGAGCGAUCGCAGGGAUUUCCAUCGACGCAGUAGCAAUUCUAGCCUUACUCGCUGGCCUCGGCUUCUGGUUUUGGCGAAAGAAGGACAGGAAAGCAAAGAAGUUGCAGAAUAGAAGCACUGGGAUACUCAGUACUCGAACCGCAAGCAUGGAUAAUACCACCAUCGUUAGUGACCUCGACCCAGCCGAGCGAGAGCGCUUCGAGUUCUACAGCAAACCAUUCUACAGCCCACCAGUCGACCACAACGAAGGUCAAGAUUACUUCAAGGCUGAACUCGACGCGAGAGCGACGGCUAUCAGUCCUGGUGGGAAUCAGAAAUAUGAACCCUACGGUGGUAGUGUGCGACGUCCGUCCCAUAUCAGGAAUAUGUCGGAUAUCAGUCAGGGUAGUGGGAUGUUGCCGGUGGGUAACGGGAGGUUCUCGAAUAUCAUGGGAGAGCCGUCGGCGUCUUUUGAUCCGCCUUCGCCGCCUAUGCAUCCGAGUGGAAGUCCCUCUCCACCGCACUCGAGACAUCAUUCGGCUAGUAAUACCCAGGAGAUCUAUGAGAUGGCUGUGGGAGGUGCGUGGGCGAGCAGUGUCCCGUGCAAAUAA
This is a messenger RNA of Recurvomyces mirabilis, 1002 nucleotides long. RefSeq lists its product as uncharacterized. NCBI's taxonomy places the organism in Eukaryota, Fungi, Ascomycota, Dothideomycetes, Mycosphaerellales, Teratosphaeriaceae. The coding region runs from base 1 to 1002 and encodes 333 amino acids. The record is from RefSeq and is a predicted model, not a curated record. The transcript has 2 exons.